AUGCAUGCCGCCGAAAGCAUUUGGCAGGCGCUCAAAAGCGUCGCGUCUUGGCUACUGGAAGUUCCAAAGUACAUUUGGAAUUUGCUAGAAAAGUCCACCGAGGAAAUACACAAGACGGACCAGCCGCUGAAGGAUGCAAACCAGCACAUCCAAAUGUUGGAGGCUGAGCUCCAAGCCUGUCAAAUGCGCCUGUCCAGAUUCAUACCAGACUAUCAGCUUUCCGACACGACCAUUCGGGAGAAGGUUAUUGAACUUCAAGAAAGUGUGUCAAAUUGGGCUGAGGAAUUUCCUAAUGAUGAAGAUUUCCAACAUUCAUUGGACUUGGCCUAUGGCAAGUUCCAGUUUCCUAAAGGGACCAACACCUGGGGAAUGGAAUACCCAGGGUGGCUUUUCGUUGCACAGUCAGAGAUCUUGAUAAGCAUAACUUGGUGGCACAUUUGCCAAACGCUAUUCAUGCCUCUUGUUAUUGCAUCCUCGGAUGAUCUACGUGUUUUGCAGAAACUCGACACGGGUAUUACCAAAAUUGACCCGAAGAAAGAUCAAGAACUCGUCAAUCUAUGGAGAUCGGAUACAAUUCGAGCCUAUGUUUCGGGCCAACAACAGCAGGAUUAUGUGCAGAUGAAGUGCUCAAAACUGAAAGCGAAGUUGCGCGAGAUAUUUGGUUUCUUCGACUUCCAAUUCGAAUUUGACGAAGACCACAAAUUCUCGAGCCUCGAAGAGCAGAUUCUCAUCCCGGCCGCGGAACUUGCUAUAGAAUUGAGCUGCUCUCCGGAGAAGUACAAAUGGCUUUGGCGUAUGAACAACUUCCCGGGUUGUAUUGUUCGCAAAGGACACCUAGACUGUUUUAACAUCAUGGACGUUGCGACUCAUAACAAGAUUUCGAAAAAUAAAUACAACCAUGUGCACGAGACUGCAGAAAUCGGAAAACUGCUCCUCGUCAUGUUUCCUGCACUGUAA
Molecule: messenger RNA, 957 nt
Organism: Aspergillus melleus
Lineage: Eukaryota; Fungi; Ascomycota; Eurotiomycetes; Eurotiales; Aspergillaceae
Exons: 2
Coding region: 1-957 (318 amino acids)
Source: RefSeq, a predicted model, not a curated record